AAGAUGGGGGGGCUACUUCAGAUGCGUCUGUUCACUCAGUGAUGGACACGGGGAAUGCGAUGAAGGAUUAUCAGAAGCUGCUGAAGCACGAGGUGAAGAAAGAGGAGCAGCGCAGCUUGAGCAUGCCCUUCCUGGCCAUUGAGUCACCCAAGGGCACUCCCCUUCUGCCUACCCUUUCAGGCAUUUCUGCCAAUCCUGCCCAUGUCAAGCUCUCAGCCCUCAAGCAUCAGGGGCAGGCCCAUGGUAAGGGGAAAUCUCAUGUAGCCCCCACUCGUUUCCCGCAGGCGGAAACAGACAAAAAGGCGCAAGGGGCAGAGGCCUUGAUGAACCAGCUCCUGAAGAACGCCAAGUUUCAAGGAGGGCCGUGGGACGAGCAGGAGAAGUCUGCAGUAGCUGAGGCUCCGAUGAAGGCAGCGGGCAGGCCGCACGUCGUUCAGCAUGUGGAGAUGCCCGUUAGGCAGCAGGCAGUGAGAGUAGUGAAGCAAGCGCCUCCUGCUCCUGCAUCAGCUCCCGUUGAGCGCCGAUUUCCUGCGAGAAGGGAGACAGACCCUGUGGAUGUAGCUGGAAUGUUGAUCAACGACAUAGGACAAGAUUUGGGGUUCUCAUGAUUAAAGCGAGAAGAGUG
Guillardia theta CCMP2712 is the source of this 625-nucleotide messenger RNA. RefSeq lists its product as hypothetical. Lineage: Eukaryota; Cryptophyceae; Pyrenomonadales; Geminigeraceae. The transcript is spliced from 4 exons. The annotation marks the transcript as partial. The record is from RefSeq and is a predicted model, not a curated record.